This is a messenger RNA of Hirundo rustica (Barn swallow), 2081 nucleotides long. Its product is annotated as transcription initiation factor TFIID subunit 9-like. The coding region runs from base 99 to 785 and encodes 228 amino acids. The record is from RefSeq and is a predicted model, not a curated record. Gene Ontology annotation, cellular component: SAGA complex; transcription factor TFIID complex. The transcript has 7 exons. Lineage: Eukaryota; Metazoa; Chordata; Aves; Passeriformes; Hirundinidae. Gene Ontology annotation, molecular function: transcription coactivator activity; protein heterodimerization activity; RNA polymerase II general transcription initiation factor activity. Gene Ontology annotation, biological process: RNA polymerase II preinitiation complex assembly; DNA-templated transcription initiation.
CUUGUGUCACGUGACCGCAAACGAUGGAGGCGGCCCAGAUGGCGUCUCCCAAGAGCGCCCCUAAAAACGCGCAGAUGAUGGCGUAGGUCCUCAAGGACAUGGGUAUCACCGAGUACGGGCCGUACGUCAUCAACCAGAUGCUGGAGUUCGCCUACAGAUACAUGACCACGAUCCUGGAGGAUGCCAAGAUCUACUCGAGCCAUGCCAAGAAGUCGAGUGUGGAUGCAGAUGACGUGCGCCUAGCAAUCCAGUGCCAGACUGACCAGUCCUUCACAUCCCCCCCACCUCGGGAUUUUCUGCUGGACAUUGCCUGGCAGAAGAACCAGACGCCGCUGCCACUGAUCAAGCUGUACUCGGGCCCGCGGCUGCUGCCUGACAGGUACUGCCUGACUGCCCCCAACUACCGCCUCAGAUCCCUGCAGAAGAAGGUCUCCUCCACAGCAGGCAAGAUCACAGUCCCUUGCCUGAGCGUGGGUGCUGUGAGCAGCAGGCCCAGCACUCCCACUUUGGGUACCCCCUCAGCCCAGACUGUGUCGGUGUCAGCCAAGGUGGGAGCGCCGGUGUCGCUGGCGGGGCAGCGCUUCACUGUCCAGAUCCCGUCCUCACAGCCCGCUGGGAAGUCAGCCACUCCCACCACUCCCACAGUGCAAAACGUCCUGAUCAACCCAUCCCUGAUUGGCCCCAAGAACAUCCUGAUCACCACCAACAUGGUCCCGCCCGAUGCUGCUGACUCCAACCCGCUCAAGAGGAAGCACGAGGACGACGACGACUAUGAUGCCUUGUGAGGGCUCACAGCCCUUCCCAUGGAAUUCAUGGAGUGCUUCCUGUGGGAUUUACAUGGACUCCAGAGGGUGGGAAUGGGUGGGAAGGCCCUGUUUGGGCCUCAGGAGUAUGGAAAUAAAGUGGAGAGUGUAACCUGGCCUUGGUGUCUUGUGCAAACACCUGGGGAAGGGGGCAGGGGUUUUCUAUAUAUUUUUAAUGUAUUUUAAUAUUAAUUUAUAUAUAAUUUAUAUAUAUACACCUAUAUAUACAUAUAUUGUGUAUAUAUAUAUAUAUUUAUGUUUCAUAUAUAUAUAUGUGUAUAUAUGUGUGUCCUAGGGUGACUUUAUGAUGCUUGUAUCCCCAAUUCUAUGUUUUGUUUAUGUUGGAUAUUGUGUUCUGUACCUUUAAGACUGCUUCUGAGAGUGAAGGGGGAAAAGAGACUGCCAAGUUUGUUUACAGAAACCGCUCUCACUCCUCCACAUUCUGCUUCUGGACUGUGUUGCCUGCAGCACGGACAGACAGUGGGACAGAGAUUGCCUUUGCUUUUAGUUAGUUUUAGCUAGCUGAGGCAGAGGAGUUCCUUGGACUGUUUUGAUUUUUUUUUUUUUCCUUUCCUUUUUCUUGGAACUGUUCAAACCUCCUCUGGACUGAAAACCCAGAAGAGCACUGGGAGCUCACACCUGUGGCCCACUGGGGCCUGGGCCUCGGCAUUUUCCAGCGCUGGAGGGAUUGAUAAGAGACUGAGCGAGCUGAGCUACACUCUACUAUGGACUUUUUGAAUUUGCCAUCUCUUCGAACAGUGAGAGGUUUUAUUGUUUCAUAUUAUUCUUUUUUUCGUGCUUGUGGAUACUUUGCUUGUUAAAUAAAUAGUUUUUUCCAGUUUUCUCCAAGGAAAUCUAUUCCCGAACCAGUUGGGGGAGGGGUCACUUGAAUUUGCUAUUCUGGAGGGACACCAUUCAGAGGUUUUCUCCCAAAUUUGCCAUAAACCAGGAGAGUGUGUUAGAUAUUUAUCAUAUACACACACACAUGUAAUUGCCUUGUACACUCAAAACUCACCCAGACACUUCUUUUUUUUAAUAUAUAUACAUUUGUCUAUACACAUACAUGGUUAUUUAUAUAUACAUGCAUAUUUGUGUACACACAUAUAUAAAAUUGUAUCGGAUUAUGUAACCUAAAAAUGUGUAUUCUAUUUCAUCUGUUGAAAACUGGUUUUUGGGAGAUGUUUUAUCCUUCUCUUGUAACUCCAGGGAGGAGGGGGUCUGAUGCCUUCUGAUAAUGGCCCAGCCAUUAAAACCAAGUAGGGCAGUGUUUCUUAUCUC